UUCUUUUCAUACGAACGCAGUUCUCCUGAAAUCCACGCGUUUCUCAAGCAAAAACUCAGCUGAAAAAAUUCAAUUUUCUCGCAGUGAAUUAUCGUCGCAAGCAUCAGAGUUCCCGCAAACAAAGGCCCCGCAAAUCGUGUGAGACGAGCACUAUCAAAGAUUCCCGAAACAUUUGCUAGAAACUGAUUUAAACGAGGAUCAAAAAUGGCAGCCGAACAAGAUAUUCCCACAUUCAAGUGCGUGUUAGUUGGCGACGGCGGUACCGGCAAAACGACCUUCGUGAAGCGCCACAUGACGGGCGAAUUCGAAAAAAGGUAUGUCGCAACGUUGGGCGUCGAAGUGCAUCCGCUCGUGUUCCACACAAAUCGCGGCCCAAUCCGUUUCAACGUCUGGGAUACCGCUGGGCAGGAGAAAUUCGGCGGAUUGCGUGACGGUUACUACAUCCAGGGGCAAUGUGCCAUCGUUAUGUUUGACGUUACGUCGCGAGUUACAUACAAAAAUGUCCCCAAUUGGCAUCGUGACUUGAUCCGUGUCUGCGAAAACAUCCCGAUUGUUCUGUGCGGCAACAAGGUUGACAUCAAGGAUCGCAAAGUCAAAGCCAAGAGCAUCGUAUUCCAUCGGAAAAAGAAUUUGCAGUACUACGACAUUUCCGCCAAAUCAAACUACAACUUUGAGAAGCCCUUCUUGUGGUUGGCACGCAAAUUGGUUGGCGACCCAAAUCUCGAAUUUGUUGCAAUGCCUGCCCUGCUUCCGCCCGAAGUCAAGAUGGACAAGGAAUGGCAAAUUCAAAUCGAAAAAGAUCUACAAGAAGCUCAAGAGACUGCCUUACCAGAGGACGACGAGGAUUUGUAAAAUGCUGCGUGUGUGACUUCAAUUUGCGCCCCGAGUACAUUUACUAUAUUAUGAUUAUUACGUUUAAACAUUAAAAAUUCAAUUCAA
This is a messenger RNA of Culicoides brevitarsis, 939 nucleotides long. It is a transcript of the gene Ran, whose product is annotated as GTP-binding nuclear protein Ran. The record is from RefSeq and is a predicted model, not a curated record. Gene Ontology annotation, biological process: protein import into nucleus; ribosomal subunit export from nucleus. Gene Ontology annotation, molecular function: GTPase activity; GTP binding. NCBI's taxonomy places the organism in Eukaryota, Metazoa, Arthropoda, Insecta, Diptera, Ceratopogonidae. The coding region runs from base 205 to 852 and encodes 215 amino acids. The transcript has 3 exons. Gene Ontology annotation, cellular component: nucleus; cytoplasm.